AUUGCAAAUAGAACGAUACCCCAGUGAUAGAGGGCAUAAACGUCGGCUUUGCUGUUCCCGUACUUAUAGAUCAUCAGCCAGAAUUUUUGCGGACUUAGCCACCUUUUUGGGGAUAUCACAGAAAGUGAAAGUGUUGACUCAUACAGAAAUAUUCCAUUUAUCAUUUUUGGCCAAAGACUUUAAUCUUUAACUUCAAAAAACUCACACCUUCAAGAAGCCAUUAACAGAACCAAUACCACCAAAUGACAGACUCAGGCCCUCUCAAAGAGAUCGCUUUUGGUGCCGUCUCGGGAAUGGUGGGCAAGGUGGUCGAGUUCCCCUUCGAUACCAUCAAAGUCCGUCUCCAGUCGUCAUCAGUGCCAUUGUCCUCGUUCCAGAUGAUCCGAACCACCUACGUCAACGAAGGGAUUAUCAACGGCUUCUACAAGGGUUUUCGGGCUCCGUUACUCGGCGCCUGUGCCGAAACGUCCAUUUUGUUCACUUCCUAUAACUGGUCAACGUCAUAUUUCACAGCUAGCUUGAAACCGAGGUCUGGCAUCAAGUACACCGAGGAAACGCUACCUUUCUGGACCAAGUGUGCGUCUGGAGGGUUCGCUGGAUUCAUGGCUUCGUUUAUCCUUACACCCAUAGAGUUGAUCAAGUGCCAACUCCAGGUGUCUAAUUUGGCUGGCAAUGUCGAUAACUCCAGGAGCUACUUGUACUACAUCAGACAGGUGAUACGCAAUAACGGGGUUGCAGGGUUAUGGAGCGGGUUAUCCAGUACCUUAGUCAGAGAAAUCACAGGAACUGCCAUCUGGUUUGGCACUUACGAGUACAUCAACGAUUAUUUCAAGGCCAACCCACAUGUGCCGAUAUCCCCAGAUAUCCAACUGUUGGUGAGUGGUGCUCUGGCAGGAAUCGCCUUCAACUGGAUCAUUUUUCCGGUAGACACCAUCAAGUCAAACAUCCAGACGUAUGAGAUUCUUCACGAACACGACAAGAACCGUCCCAAGAGAAUUGGCGUUUGGUACAUCAUGAAAAAGUUGGCAGCGAAGCCUGGAGGCAUCAAGAACUUCUACAAUGGGCUAGGAAUCACCUUGGCUAGAGCAGUGCCAGCCAAUGCCUUGAUUUUCUUUACAUACGAGCAGUUGAAAAAGAACUUUUAAAAUCGAAGAGCCCAUAUAAGAAAAGAUUGGAUAGACCAGAUAAGUUUCAUGUUCGUGUGGGCGCAUAAGUUUGGUCUCCGAUUGUGAAGUCGUUAUGGCUCCAUUGGAUCAAAGCAUUAUAACAUGUUGGGUAAUUAUUUGGUUGUAUUCGGGCACUUGUGUGGGUUAUAAGCAAUGAUAACCCGCUUAAAGGGUGUUGGAUACUAUGGGGGGGGUACUGGAAGUGGAUCUUAGACAAAUCAUAGACAUAUAGAAUAUCAUAUAUCAAAUGUAUAUACUGAGCAA
Molecule: messenger RNA, 1430 nt
Organism: Suhomyces tanzawaensis NRRL Y-17324
Lineage: Eukaryota; Fungi; Ascomycota; Pichiomycetes; Serinales; Debaryomycetaceae
Gene: ARG11
Product: Arg11p
Exons: 1
Coding region: 243-1145 (300 amino acids)
Biological process (GO): mitochondrial L-ornithine transmembrane transport
Molecular function (GO): L-ornithine transmembrane transporter activity
Source: RefSeq, a predicted model, not a curated record